Molecule: messenger RNA, 1425 nt
Organism: Drosophila yakuba
Lineage: Eukaryota; Metazoa; Arthropoda; Insecta; Diptera; Drosophilidae
Exons: 5
Coding region: 1-1218 (405 amino acids)
Molecular function (GO): lipase activity
Source: RefSeq, a predicted model, not a curated record
AUGGAAAUAAAGAAAAUGCAAUAUUUAAUAGAAAGCACCACUUUUGAAUGGAGCCUCUUUUUUGGCGCCAAAGCCAAUUCUUCAUCGAUUGCCGACCAUAUCGAAUUGUUAUCUUUGCGGCACACAAAACUGGUUUUAUACGAAGUUUGUACUGUUGUUACCUUUCGUUUUCAGUUAACACUCCAGAUAACGAUGCAGUUGUUCAGUAUUUUCCACUCAAUCCUAAUUGUUUGCUUCGUUCUUUUAAUUGAUGGGACGCACUCGAAACUGAAUCUUAGAUAUGCGAUUCUGAGGCAAAAGCAGGCAGCCAAGUCACAAAAUGACACUUUGGCCUAUCAACAGAGAAUCAAGUACGAUGCCCAGAAGACCAUGAAGGUGGUGUUCUACAAGAACAACACCAAAACCAUGGAAACUUCGGCCUACGACGAUGCCUACGAUCUCAGUGGGUCAGGGUGCUCGCCCUCGGACAAGUUCGCCAUAGUUCUGCAUGGCUGGAUUCAAAGUUGUUCGGACGCGUGGGCGCUGUCACUAAUUGAAAGGCUCAGUUAUUACCGCGGCGGAUGCGUGAUAUGCAUAGACUACAGUGUGGUGGCCAGUUCCUCGUACAUGUGGCUGUACACAUACUUUGACGUCCUCACCGGAGCCAUAUCCUCCAUUAUCCUAACGCUGUUUAGGCAGGGAUUCGACCCAAAGAGAGGCUACAUGUUUGGCUUCAGCUUCGGCGGACAACUGGCCUCGGCAGUGGGCAGAUCCUUACGGCCACACCACAUAAUCGAAAGCAUAGACACGUGUGACAUGGCCGGACCCGGGUUCGAUCCCAUUGCAGUUGACCACUCCAAGGCCGGCAAGCAUGUGCAGUGCUUCCACUCGAGCCGCGACAAGGGCACCUUCGUCUACUCCUGCCACCGGAACAUAAUGCUGGGCAGCUGCGGCCUCAAGCAGCCUUCGGUGGCCAGCCAACUUCACCUGGGCAGCCAUGGCCUCUGCGUCGACAUAUACAUCAACACGUUCGACUAUCCCUUUUACGCGCUGAACUCCACUCCGCCGGAAUGCUUCACGUGGCAAAAGGCGGCCAGGAUACCAGAUGGCUACACAGUGGGCUACGAGGAGAACUUCGACAGCCAGAUAACGGGGCAAAUCUUUGUACCCACCAGCUUGCACUACCCCUACAACUUGUCCAAAAAACAGCUAAAGCUGCUGGCUAUAGGUGGUGCUUAGCAGAUCUCGUUCGGAUCAGGAAUCAAGAAUAGCUACCUCAGCAGAUUUAUGUUUAAAUCAAAGUCAACCGAGUUCUAAUAUCAUGUAGGUUUAUUCGAGUUCAGCUCAUAUCGUUUGUAGUUAAGUUUUUAUUCACCAAAAAUAUAUUUCAAAUCAAAUUUGAAUUAUGUAUAUACAUUACAUCGGUAAUCCGGCCACAUCAACCUA